CUCCGCCCGGCCCCCCCUCUCUCUUUCCUUAGCGGAGUCCAUUGCCUUCUUUUUCUGUUUCUCUAUCUGCACACUUUUAAGUCUCUGGAUUAGUCGAUCGGACGGUCCUUCUUUCUCCAACCAUGACCAUGCUGACUCCUCAACCGUUGGAUCAAGAAGACGAGGAGAUGCUGGUGCCACACACUGAAUUAGUCGAAGGUCCGCAGCCCUUGGAAGGUCCUCAGCCCAUGGAAGUAGUAGCACAAGGAGAAACUGCUAACGCUGUGGAGAAUCACGCCGUUGAUGAGCCCCAAGAAUCCAGGUUCCCGUGGACGAUUGAGAAUUUUUCUAGGAUGAAUGUAAAGAAGCUUUACUCCGACAGUUUUACUGUCGGUGGUUACAAAUGGCGGGUGCUUAUUUUCCCAAAAGGAAACAAUGUGGACCAUUUGUCAAUGUAUUUAGACGUGGCAGAUUCGGCAAACUUACCGUAUGGGUGGAGUAGAUAUGCACAGUUCAGCUUGGCUGUAGUUAAUCAAAUUCAUAGCAAAUUGACCAUAAGAAAAGACACACAACACCAAUUUCAUGCAAGGGAGAGUGAUUGGGGCUUUACAUCUUUCAUGGCUCUUGGUGAUCUUUAUGAUCCCAGUAGGGGGUAUAUUGUGAAUGAUACAGUUAUUAUCGAAGCUGACGUUGUUGUACGUAAAAUCACUGAUUAUUGGACAUAUGACUCAAAGAAGGAGACUGGUUAUGUUGGACUUAAGAAUCAAGGUGCAACUUGUUACAUGAACUCCCUCCUUCAAACGCUGUACCAUAUUCCUUACUUCAGAAAGGCUGUGUAUCAUAUGCCAACUACAGAGAAUGAUAAUCCCUCAGGAAGCAUCCCUUUGGCUCUCCAGAGUUUGUUCUAUAAGCUUCAAUAUAAUGACACCAGUGUGGCAACAAAAGAUUUGACCAAAUCUUUUGGAUGGGACACAUAUGAUUCUUUCUUGCAGCAUGAUGUGCAGGAACUCAAUAGAGUAUUAUGCGAAAAGCUUGAAGAUAAGAUGAAGGUAUGGUUUGACAGCGGCAACCUUCAGUUUUCAUUUUUGCUUUGA
This is a messenger RNA of Ilex paraguariensis (yerba mate), 1073 nucleotides long. Lineage: Eukaryota; Viridiplantae; Streptophyta; Magnoliopsida; Aquifoliales; Aquifoliaceae. The record is from the annotation of a GenBank genome assembly.